Molecule: messenger RNA, 9551 nt
Organism: Zootoca vivipara (common lizard)
Lineage: Eukaryota; Metazoa; Chordata; Lepidosauria; Squamata; Lacertidae
Gene: SH3RF2
Product: SH3 domain containing ring finger 2
Biological process (GO): positive regulation of proteasomal ubiquitin-dependent protein catabolic process; negative regulation of apoptotic process; positive regulation of JNK cascade
Cellular component (GO): nucleoplasm
Molecular function (GO): protein phosphatase 1 binding; ubiquitin protein ligase activity
Source: RefSeq, a predicted model, not a curated record
GAGGCAGUGAGAGAUUUUACUUUCUUGGGCUCCUUGAUCACUGCAGAUGGUGACAGCAGUCACGAAAUUAAAAGACGCCUGCUUCUUGGGAGAAAAGCAAUGACAAACCUAGACAGCAUCUUAAAAAGCAGAGACAUCACUUUGCUGACAAAGGUCCGUAUAGUUAAAGCUAUGGUUUUCCCAGUAGUGAUGUAUGGAAGUGAGAGCUGGACCAUAAAGAAGGCUGAUCGUCGAAGAAUUGAUGCUUUUGAAUUAUGGUGCUGGAGGAGACUCUUGAGAGUCCCAUGGACUGCUAGAAGAUCAAACCUAUCCAUUCUUAAGGAAAUCAGCCCUGAGUGCUCCCUGGAAGGACAGAUCGUGAAGCUGAGGCUCCAAUACUUUGGCCACCUCAUGAGAAGAGAAGAAUCCUUGGAAAAGACCCUGAUGUUGGGAAAGAUUGAGGGCACUAGGAGAAGGGGACGACAGAGGACAAGAUGGUUGGACAGUGUUCUCGAAGCUACGAACAUGAGUUUGACCAAACUGCGGGAGGCAGUGCAAGACAGGAGUGCCUGGCGUGCUAUGGUCCAUGGGGUCACGAAGAGUCGGACACGACUAAACGACUAAACAACAACAAGCAGAAGGUGGUGCAGAAAGAGAGAGAGUCCAUCAACACGCAUAAUGAUUUGCUACAGUCCAGUAUAUAUAUUUACCUAAGAGUAGUUUUACAUACUAUUAGAAGCAGCCAAGAAUAAGCCACCUACAAAUGUGGAACUCAGUUGCCAAAACUACUUUUUGAUAUAUGUGCAGGAACUAUGUAGGAGGAAUUGUGACAAGGUGUGUGGGUUUCACAACAUGGCCACCACAAUUCUGAAACUGGGACAUGACCGCUAAGUUUUUUUGUAGUUCAGUAAUUUGCAUGCUCUGCCCAAUUUUAAAAGUGGCAAUAUUGUUCUCACCAGCAGGCCUUACUCUGGCCAGCUCUCUGCUGCUCGUGUAUCUUUUCCAGAAGGUAAUUCAGUAAGGGACUCACGUACUGUACUGGUGUUCAAGGUCAGGCUAUGCUAAAAUUAUGUGUUAUGAAAGGGGGGGGGAAAUGAAAAUAUUUUAAACAUUAAAUGGUGGGAAACAGUCUUUAAAAAUGAAAUAAACUAACUUAACAGACCACAUACAUCAGAUGUGAGGAAAUAUACAAGGUCUCGUGGGCAAAACAUGGGAGGUGGAGUAAGCAUGUUGCAUAGCAAAGAGUGAUGAAUGACAAGUUAGAUUUCAGUUCGUGUUUGAAGACACUAUAUUUUAAUAUGCUAGUUGUGAUAAUUUUAUGCCCAUUAAAAUUGUCCAUAGUUAUAUUUUAUGUUUCUAAAGUAACAGAAUGACUUUCAAUCUGGAAAAGAAAAAAGAAGUGCUAAUGUAGCAUUUUUUUCAAUUUUUCCAAAAAAUUCCGUUUUUUCCCAAUAAAACCGGGGUGUUUUUUUCCAAGCUUCAAAAUUUCCGGAAAUUUUACAUCUCUGAUAGUGCCCCUCAUUUCCUUAGACAUACCAGGGGUGGAACAGCAAGUGCAGAUGCUACCUAAAAUGAUGCCUUAUUACUGGAUUAUAACUUCAAGCAGGAAAAAAAACAACCCCAAAAUUAUUAGUUUCUGGAACUUUGGAACAAUUGUUCAUGCAAGCCAAUAUGAUUUAGUUCCUCCCCUCCCAGGCAUUAGUUUGAAAGUCUGAAAACACAGGUAAGUACAUCUUUUGUUUCUACCAGCCUUCAAAGGGAGCAACAAUACAGGACUUGUGUGGAGUAUUUAUGGGUGGGAGGACAAGCAGUUAGCUUUAGAUCUAUAAUUGGUAGCAUCUAGUAACUAGCAGCCAAGACACCCUACCGUGUUUCUCCGAAAAUAAGACACCGUCUUAUAUUUAUUUUUCCUUUAAAAAAACCACACAGUGGCUUAUUUUCAGGGGAUGCCUUAUUUUUUAUUACGCAUCCAGCCUCGCCUCUUCCUUGGGGCCCUCCAGAACUGCGCCUAUCACUAUGUCUUAUUUUCGGGGUAUGGCUUAUAUUGCGCAAAUGCUUAGAAAUCCUGCUGUGUUCUUCCCAUUCUUCCAUUGCUCGCUCCAUGAUGUCCAGUUCAUUGCCAUUUACAUUAUUAUUAAUUAUUUUCAUCAUGUGUAUCAAGAUCACAUAAGGUCAGACUCAGUCAACCUCUGACUUGAUGCAUACCUAUGGGGAGAGGCAUCAAGGUCAUAUCUGUGACUGCAGCAUGCUCAAGAUGCCUAUACAUCUGAACAUGCAUGUUCAUCUCAUCCAUAUUAAGGUGUAAGAGCACAGGCUUUCUUUGAAAAUGACACCUUGAACACAGAAAGAGCUGGAUGGGAGCCAGUGGGCACAACUGCAGCCCCACCUCCAUGCACUAAUUUCCAUGUGGAAAUGAAUGAAGGCAGAGGACUAAACUUCACUGCGCAAUGAAAUCCUCUGAAUUUCAUGAAUACAUGAGCAUUUAAUGAAUGCGCACAUGUGCACACACACCUUCAAAAUAUGUAGUAUGAUUGCCCCCUCCAUCCUAGCAAGUUCUCUGUCUUAGAUAGGGAUCCCCUUUCAGGUUCUACAUUAGGUGCUAUAGUAUACAUCAGGCAUCCCCAAACUGCAGCCCUCCAGAUGUUCUGGCCUACAACUCCCAUGAUCCCUAGCUAACAGGACCAGUGGUCAGGGAAGAUGGGAAUUGUAGUCCAAAACAUCUGGAGGGCCGAAGUCUGGGGAUGUCUGGUAUACAUUAUACCUAACAAUUGUUACUCUGUUUUGUUUUGUUGACUUUUUUUAUAGGGAUGGACAAAACUCUCAAUUUUUGUUCUCGUUUUUUCAGUCUUCAGUUCUCCACAUUUCCACUGCAAUUUGCAUUUUUUUAAAAAAAAAUACCCAUAAAAUUUGUCAACAUUUUAAUGCAAAUUUCUCCUAAUAAAUGUAUGUGGGUAUGCUGUUUUGACUAACAAACACAUUUUUGGUGAGCACUUUACCAGAAUGUUUGCAUUUUUCAUGAAUAGAAGUGUUUAUAUGCACCCUUUACCCUGGGACGUGGGUGGCGCUGUGGUGUAAACCACUGAACCUUGAGCUUGCUGAUCGGAAGGUCAGCGGUUUGAAUCCCUGUGACGGGGUGAGCUCCCGUGUACAGUCCCAGCUCCUGCCAACCUAGCAGUUCGAAAGCACGUCAAAGUGCUUUCGGCGGGAAGGUAAACAGCAUUUCCGUGCGUUCCUCUGGUUCGCCAGAAUCAGCUUAGUCAUGCUGGCCACAUGACCCGGAAGUUGUACGCCGGCUCCCUCGGCCAAAGGAGCAAGAUGAACACCGCAACGCCAGAGUCGUUCGCAACUGGACUUAACUGUCAGGGGUCCUUUACCUUUACCUUUUUAUGAGGUUUUGAACACAUUACUCAACCAGAGAACUGCAUUGUGAAAGCGCAAAUGUGUGUGGAAGGGGCAGGGCAGAGGCGACUCAAAAUCUGACUGGCCCCACUGCUGUCACAUGACAGCAUCUGGCCCAAUCCAGGCUGGCACAACCAUCUGCCUGCCCCUGCCUUGUACCCUGCCCAUUGUGUGUGGCAGGGCAGUAGAUACAGCAGUGGCCCCACCACUCCCUAAAGCCUUGCCAUGCUAUGGGCGGUAGCGUGGAUUUAGGAUUACUUUCUAAAUAUUCCAGUGGUGGAAAUAUUACAAAAUAGAGACAACAACCUCUGGAAACUCUUCUGCGUUGAUGGUAGCUACCACUGUCUUCGAAAACAAUACACAGCUGGGCAAAGGAUCAGUUCAGAUAGCUCAGUAUGAGACUCUUAGGAUCCAAGGUUUGAACCCGACGUUGGGUGAAAGAUUCCUGAAUUGCAGGAGGUUGGACUAGAUGGCUCUCAUGGUCUCCUCCAACUUUGCAGUUCUAUGUCUCAUGCCUUAUUUCAUACUUGGUGUCACAAGUUGCCCUAGAUCCAGCUUGUCCUUAUCCAAGAAAAAACCUCUGCAUGUAGUUCAAGCUCAGCUAUGCAUUAGAACAAGAACAAAAAAAACAAAACAAAAACCAACCAACUUAAUUGAGAUUUCAAAUGCUGUCAGGGUUUUCCUAAAGCAGUUCUUAUAAACAUCCCACAGGAGAACAUCCAAAAUUAACCGUCCUACAGAGAUCACACGAGGCUGGAACAAAGGCUGGCAUUUCAGAAGCAGCGUAUCUGUUUCUUUCUCCAGAGCUAAACUAAUCACCUGGAGGCUUUUAUUUUAGAUUUCUCCUAUCUUGUUUUGUUGAAAAAGUAAUAAUGUUGCAGAGAGUGAUGUUUUUUAUGCAAAGUAGCUUAAUUCUGCACAAUCAUACUCUUUUCAGAUGAUCCCAAUUACAGCUCAAGCUUCAAUUCACCCUCUUAAUCCCCUAAAAAUGCAUUUAUCAUGCUAGUUGGUGUUUUCUAGUCAUUUGUGCAGAGGCUUGCUUUGUGUUUUUUAUUCUCUGUCAUCCUUUUACACUCCUCCUCCUCUGUUCCUAAAACAGGAUAAGCUUCAUAAAAUGCUUUUUAAAAAUGUUAAUAAAAUGUCUGAGCCCAGUUAUUGAUCUAUGUUACAGUGAUACAGAGCCAGAAUAGUUCACAUCAAGCCUAAAUUACACUCCUGGUUCAGAAUCAGACUUAGCCAUUCUCCCUUGCCUGAAAUAUGUGUAGGAGGAUCAGCUUGGCAACCUACGAGUUAACAAGGCAGCACGUGUUAAGUUGAGCUAAGUGAGUAAUGCACCUAGUUAAAGUUUUCGACUUGGCUGCAAUUUGGGGAGUAAAAGAAAGGGAAAGAGCCAGAUCAGAAGCUGUUAUUUCACAAGCUGAGCUCAUUUUAAAGAGGGUCAUGAACACAAGUUGUGAAAGGUGCCAAACAGGUUGAGUCACUUUUUCUGCUGUGGGAGGAAUACUGAUUUCUCAGGCUGGCUUUGGAUGAUUAAGUCAGCUAAGAAGAGGCAAGAGACAAAAACUGCCAGUCUCCUCAAGUCAAGCGAGGCUCUUUUACUCCCAGGAUGGCAGUUUUCGGAUCCUAACAAUUGCAAGCGUCCUUCCUGAAGCAACGUAUUUGGUCACGGCAAACAUCAUGUGGAGUUUCCUGGCUCUGCUUUGAAAUUGGAUUUCUUCAUUGAAAAGGGGGGGGGAGAAGGAGUAUGGAUGAUUCGGCCUUUUUUGACAUGCUAGAAUGCCCAGUGUGCCUGGAGAAGCUGGACGUCUCGGCCAAAGUACUCCCCUGUCAGCACACCUUCUGCAAACCUUGCCUCCAGAGGAUCUUGAAGUCACACAAGGAGCUUCGGUGCCCUGAAUGCCGAGCCCUGGUCCUCUGCAGCAUUGAGGAGCUUCCAGCCAACUUGCUUUUGAUCCGCUUGUUGGAUGGAAUCAGAUUUGGACCCAACAGGAUGAAGUUUGGCUCGCUGCAAAGAUCUGGGGUCCUCUCCUCUCCUGCCUCCAUCAGGAGAUUCCAGGGAGAGCCGAGAGCUGUGCAACUCAAUCAAUUCAGGCUGACUGCCAGUCCCAGGAUCCCUAUGGAAGGGGUUCCCCAGGCUAAAGCCUUGUACAGCUACAGAGGGCACAACCCCGGAGAACUGAGGUUCAACAAAGGUGACACCAUUAUAUUGCACCGUCAGCUGGAUGAAAACUGGUACCUAGGAGAGAUCAAUGGGGUCAGUGGAGUUUUCCCAACAAACUCAGUGCAAGUUACCAAACAGCUGCCACAGCCACUCCCCCUGUGCAGAGCACUUUACAACUUUGAUCUGAAGUCCAGGAACAGAAAUGAAAAAACAGAAUGUCUGCCAUUUCAUAAGGGUGAUAUAAUUACUGUCAUCAGCCGGGUGGAUGAGAACUGGGCAGAGGGCAAGUUAGGCGACAGAACUGGAAUUUUCCCCAUCUUGUUUGUGGAGCCAAAUACGACAGCACGGCAACUUCUUCAGACAAGCAAAAGUCACCAGUCCUCCCAGCUGAAAUAUGGUUCUCCUUUGCGGAAAUCCUUGCCCAGAACAAAGGGCACAGAGUCGCCCACUUUCUCCGAAUCUAGAAGGAAAAGUGUGAAGCAAUUCUCUAUCACAACAGCCUUAAAUACGCUCAACAGGAUGGUCCAUUCACCCAUGGGACGGCAGACUCUAGACAUCAGCUCUCCUGUGCUCAUCAGCUCCAGCAACCCCUCAGUGACAACCCAGAACCAUGAGAAAAUAGAAUUCCCAUACAGCACACCUGUUCAGGUCAGCACUUCCUAUUACUCGGCCCCUGGGCCCCUGGGGCAGCCGACAGCCAUUGUCACUCUGCCUCAUUUACAGCAACACCUGCCGGUGAAUAUGUGUGUUGCUCUGCACUCCUACACAGCUCACAGUCCAGACGAACUAGAGUUGCAAAAAGGAGAAGGUAUCCGUGUUUUGGGAAAAUACCAUGAAGGCUGGCUAAAAGGAAUGUCGCUGGUUACAGGAAAGGUUGGAAUCUUCCCCAGCAAUUACGUCGCUCCACUUUUCAGGAAGUCCUCAAGCUUCCCUGAUUCAAGGAUGCCUUCCCUCUAUGCGACUUGGACAUUAUCCACUUCCUCACUUUCCUCCCAGGGAAGCAUCUCAGAGAAGGGCCCAAGGCAAAGCAGACCUUUGAAAUCUGCCUUCAUGCCCACAUCUUUGGCCUCACCUGUGAGGAAUGUCUCUGUGCCAAGCACCUCAGGGCACACAACUCCACAGAGGAGAGGACGCGGCAGCAGUAGGAAGAAUGGAUCUUUACAGAAACCUUUGCAACCAGGCGCUCUUAUUCCAUUUGUCAACUCCCUCAGGCGAACUCCUGCCACCCAAACACGAGUGCAACAAUCUCAACCAUAUCAACAUAUCUCCUCUCUGCCCCGAGGGAUUGGCACGGCUGACACAGGAAGCAGGCCGAAUUCCUCCCAUGAUUCUUCAUUCAUAUUAGUGCCCCGAAGCGGGAAUAGCCGAGCUCCUUCUGUGUGUAGCUCAGUAAUACUGGACACCAAGGAAUUGCCUACAAAAAACGAGUCAGCUCUAAAGCCACCUGCAUCGGCUCCACCCUCCAUUCUGGUGAAGCCAGACACGUCCAGGAACACCACUGAGAAGCAAGUGAAAACUGUGAGAUUUCAGAACUCCAGCCCACCACCAUCCAAGAGGCACAGCUCCCUACCUUUACCGACCCUCCCCAGUGGUAAACUUGAGCAGGGAGGGGUCACAGAAGCACCCAAGAGCCCUGAGAUAUCAGCUCUCUACUCCCACAUUAUCAUCGCUAGUCCAGCUUCUCAGAGGAGGAUGUCCCAUCCCAAGACCUCAUCACUGGACCUUUCUGGCCAAGCAGGCCACCUGACCUUUCCUACAAAAAAACAUUACAAUAGUAUCUCUGAAAACAGAGACGGGUAAACGUAGUUUAGAUUGCUUACAGAGAAGAAUGACAACAAAUGUCCAAAGUGAAGCUAACAACAGCCACCGCGUAUGCCAUAGAUCUCAGGUCCAAUCUGUCAACACAAAUUUAAGUCUCGUAGAAGAGCUGGGCUUCUUUCAGGCACCUGCACCACUGCUGGCGAUGUAGUGAAUUGAAUGCCAUUCCCCCCCCCCCCAAUAUUGGACAGAAGCGUCUUUUUUGAGUGGCUUUCAUCUGCAACUCAAGCUGCAAGCGUGCAUCAUGGAUGUGUUGUUCUCCAUAUGCAAAGACUAUCACAAAAUUAAUUCCAUUGCCACAAGUAGAUAAAAAAUAUGAUGGAGAGGGGAAUAGAUUGUGAGUAUGGCAGGCUAUUCAAAAGACAAACUUCUAAGAAAGGUUCAGCACUGUACAAUGCAAUUGGAAAAGCAAACCUGUCAGAAAAAGACUUCUUCUCUAUACCCUUACCUUCUCUGUACUUUGGUUUUCUUAAUUUUAUAGUGGAUGAAACCGCUUCCUAUCUCCACCCACCCCCAGCUCUGGCUCAGUUAUCAAAUUCUCCUUAUAUUUUGUUUAGCUUCGCAGUAUGCAUUUAAAGUAUGUGGAGAUAAUUUAUAUUAAGCAUUGAAGAAGAUUUUCUUUUAUUUUUUAGAAAUAUAAAAUGUUCCCCAGCUUCAUCAGUAGUAAAUCAAGGGAGAUAAUGAAACACAAUCCAUUAACCGCAUAUUCCUAACCAUGAAUUUUGGAUCCUGCUUCCAUGGGAUUGGCUGACUGAUUCUAGUGUGCAUUGCACCAAGCAUAGCUAGUAACCCUAUGGUUCAAAACCAAAACUAAUUCCAAGUUAUCAAAAACAAACAAAACAAAUUCACAAAUAUGCUUUAAGAUAUGAGAAACUCAUCCUGAAAACCUAGGAAGGAAGGUGCAUGGUUUAAGGUUGAAAUCCUACCCACAGUUACUUGGGACAAAGCCUCAUUAGAAGCAAUGGGAUUUACAUGAGAGAAAACUAGCAUACAAGCAGGCUACACAGGUAAGCAUCCCAUCUUGUCACAGGUAAGCAUCCCAGUUGACCUGGAAGUGGACUAGGGGUGGAGGACAACUUCAUUUGGUUCACAUUUAAAACUAAAACUAAUUUGCACCUGCCAGACUAACACACAGAUUGGAACAUAAUUAUUCUUAGGAUUCUCAACUCAAAUACACACACACACACACACACACACACACACACACACACAUAUACAUAUACAGAAAUGAUUUUUUUAAAUGUACGGUUUAUUAGAAAUUCACACAUAGAAAAAAAUCAAGUAUCCAAGUAUGUAUACGUAUUUCCAGUGCUUUUUUUCUUUAAAAAUGUUUAGGGGUACUCUCAUUUUGACUCAAGAAAACCACCAUUUUAUUUUAUUUAUUAAAAAUAAAUACAGUGAAUGGACAAAAGUACAAAGAUUCACAAAAUGUUUAGGGGUAUGCGUACCCCUGCAUGACCCCAGAAAAAAGCACUCUGUUUUGAAAAUAAGACAUAGUGAUAGGUGCAGCAGCAAUGCCGGCCACGGCAGGAGGAGGGAAAAAAUAAGACAUCCCUUGAAAAUAAGCCAUAGUGUAUUUUUUUGAGGAAAAAAUAAAUAUAAGACGUGUCUUAUAAUAUGAGAAACACGGUAUUUAUUUAAAUCCAAGUUUUUGUACAAUCGUUUUUUUAAAAAAAAAAUCCGAUUGUUGCAAAAUGGAACAGAAGAGACUUAUGAAUGAACACAUUUGAAAUUGACAUGGAUUGAAAAUGGAUUGGUCCAUCCAUCCCAUUUUCCAUUCAGCAUCCACCUAGGUCCUCCUGAUCUGUAGCCACUCCUCUGCCUGCCUUCCAUCUUUACCCACAGGCAGCAGCAUGAUGCUACUGGAAGAGGAGCCAGUUCCACCCCGCAGAAGGCCCUCCUUUUCCUCAGGCCCACCUGCUUACCUUAUCAGCAGGCCUCACCCACAGUGCUUGCUUACUCCCAGCCUCUCUCGAUCUCUCUGGCUAGCUGGCCUCAGCAAUAAGCAGAAUCAGAAAUGCCAUAUCAUUUUAACCAAGCUACGACUGAUGUUUAGAAUAGUGCUCUGUGAUAGAACAUUGUUUAUUUUCUUCCCACUGCUAGUUCAAAAGCCACGCAUUCCGGCCAAAGCAAGGGAGCAUGAGAUUUUGUGAUGGAAGCUGCUGUGUCAUUUCAAUAAAAGGUUGGGAGCUGA